GUCAAAACAACAAAGUUGGAUUCUGUAUAUAAACUGCCUACUUACUAGCUCUCUGGAGUUUUGGGUAUAUCUGUCAGUAUGCCUCUACUGGCUUUAUUUUCUUUGCUUUACUAUGUCCUUGUCUUUUCUUUAACGCACUCCCCAAGUCCCAGUUACACUUUCUCAGCUACAGCUGCAGCCAAAGACUGCACUCUCCGAAACAGCUUUGAGCCAAGCUUUGUUGCAGAAGGUGACUUUGUAAUUGGAGGGAUUUUUCCUCUUCAUUAUAACCAGGAAAUGCCUGAUCAGAACUACACCUACAGACCACCACCAGUGAAGUGCAAUGGGUUUGAUCCCAGGGCUUUCCGCUGGGUUCAGACUAUGAGGCUAGCAGUAGAGGAGAUAAACUACAGUUCAGAACUAUUGCCCAAUCACACCAUGGGAUACAAAAUCUUUGAUUCAUGUGCAUAUCCCCUGACUGGUCAGAGGGCGGCUCUGGCUGUACUGAAUGGGCUGAGUGAAGACGACUCUCCCAUGUGCACAGGUGCUUCUCCAAUGCUGGCUGUGAUCGGGGAAUCAGGAUCUGCUCAAUCAAUCGUGGUUUCAAGACUCCUGCGACCAUUCAGAAUCCCAAUGAUCAGCUACUUCUCAUCAUGUGCCUGUUUUACUGACAGAAGAAAAUAUCCCACAUUUUUUAGAGUAAUUCCUAAUGAUGACUAUCAGGUGAAGGCCAUUGCUCAACUUCUGGUUCACUUCAACUGGACUUGGGUUGGGCUUCUUCGAGGAGACCAUGAAUAUGGACGUUUUGCUGUGCAAGGUUUACUGAGGGAAUUACAAGGCAGCACUGUCUGUGUGGCUUAUCAAGAGAUGAUCCCUCUGCUCUACAACACACAAAGAGCAUUGGAGAUUAUGCAGGUAAUGCAAAGCUCUUCUGCAAAAGUAGUGGUGGUGUUCUCAGCUGAAGGGGAAAUGACACCUUUCCUGAGAGACUACAUGAUGCAGAACAUCACUGGAAUCCAGUGGGUGGCAAGUGAAGCCUGGGUCACAGCAUCUGUCUUUACAGGAAGGGAGUUUUACCCCUACUUGGGGGGCACCAUUGGGUUUGGCAUCAGAAAAGGUCAAAUUGCUCGACUCAGUGACUACCUGCAGACAGUCAAUCCUCAGAGAUAUCCCAAUAAUGUUCUAGUGGGUGAGCUUUGGGGGUCUCUAUAUGGCUGCAAUCCAUUUCCAUCCUCUGCCAAUCAUUUGCCAAUUUGUUCAGGGCAGGAGGUCUUGUUGGAGCAGCAUUCAGCCUACAUGAAUACGUCCAGCCCUAGAGUGGCUUACAAUGUCUAUAAGGCUGUAUAUGCAGUUGCUCAUUCGCUGCACAAUCUUCUUCUUUGUCAACCAGGAAAUGGGCCUUUUGAAAACAAUUCAUGUGCUCAAAUCAGCAAUAUACUUCCCUGGCAGCUUCAGUACUACCUGCAAGAAGCAAAGUUCAACAUUGCUGGGGAGGAGGUAAAUUUUGACCUGAAAGGUGACUCGGUGCCAUACUAUGAUAUUAUCAACUGGCAGAGAGGUACAGCUGGGAACAUUGAGUUGGUCAACGUGGGGUUGUUCGAUGGGACUAAGCCUGCUGGAGAGGAGCUCGUGAUCCAGGAGGACAAAAUAAUGUGCCAGUGUCUGUGUGCAGUCCCAGCUGCCCUCCAGGGUCCAGGAAAGCUGUCCGUCGUGGGGAGCCUGUAUGCUGCUUUGACUGUGUACCAUGUGACAGUGGCAAAAUUAGCAAUCAGACAAACUCAGUAGAAUGUAUGUUUUGCCCUGAGGACUUCUGGUCAAACAAAGACAGAACAGCCUGUAUCCCCAAGGAGGUGGAGUUCUUGGCCUAU
This is a messenger RNA of Fundulus heteroclitus (mummichog), 1847 nucleotides long. RefSeq names its product extracellular calcium-sensing receptor. The record is from RefSeq and is a predicted model, not a curated record. The transcript has 8 exons. Gene Ontology annotation, cellular component: membrane. Gene Ontology annotation, biological process: G protein-coupled receptor signaling pathway. NCBI's taxonomy places the organism in Eukaryota, Metazoa, Chordata, Actinopteri, Cyprinodontiformes, Fundulidae. Gene Ontology annotation, molecular function: G protein-coupled receptor activity. The coding region runs from base 79 to 1764 and encodes 561 amino acids.